UCAGAGAUUACGCUUAUAGAUUAAGGUUUUACUGAAUCCUGAAAUGAGUGCAAAUUCCCAGAAGCAACCAGAUCUCUUUGGGUUCAGCUGGAUGGGGGAAGAGGCAUUUCCCACCCCGUCCUCCCCAUGUGCAGGAAAGACGGAGCCCAAAUGCACACCCCAGCUUGUCUGCUGAGAACCUCCAGCGAGGGUGCGUGAUAGCGAGGGAGGGGGCGGUGGCGCUGAUGUGGCACGGGGUAAGUGAAGGAGCACCUCUCCUGCCCGAGGGAUGAGCGGGCACUUCCUCCUCUGCCCCGGGGAGUCCCGGCGGGGCGUGCGGGGCCGAGGCGUGACGUGGCAGCCGCUGAGGUAACUCUGGCUGCUCCUACACUGGAGAACCAUCCUGGAGGUUUUCCUGCUGGUCCUGCCUUGAGCUUCCCAGCCUCGCCGCUGGAGAUGAUGAUUCCCACGCAGCCGGGACGCCGAGGUCAGCCUGCUCAGCCAUGAACGCCUCUGUGCCUGGCAGCCAGCUGAGACAGCCUGAGCCCCAGGAUCCAGCUGCCUUCACUCCCAUCUCUGUUGUCAGGAGCGUGACAAAGAAAUCUGAUGCUCUGCCCACGAUCUCCAUGAUUGUUGUCAUCUUUGUCCUCUUGGCCAUAUUCAUCAUUGUCGUGGUGCACUACGGCCCCCACCUCCGCACUGUCCAGAUCACCCUUUACCAUGAGCCCAUGCCGCAGGACCUGAACGAUGGGGUGCACCUCAUGGACUGGAAGAAGCUGGGCUCCCAGAAGAAGCUGCCUGCCCAGCCCUGCCUGCGGGAGCUGGGUGGUGUGGACGCGGCUGGCAUGAGCUGCCAGUGCUCAUGCAAGCAUCAGCUUCCCCGUGGGAGUGCUGAGCCCAAUGUCAUCGAGAUCACAUACCUGUGACAAGGCUGUGGGCCACCUGGGCAGGACUCCAGGGACAAUAUCCCGCUGGAAAGAUAGUGACUGGGAUGUUAGCUUAGCCUGAGACUCACCAGUUCCCACACGUGGAGGUUUUAGCCCCCUGGGAUUGUGUCUCUUCCCAGGUGGGCUUGGGUAGAAGGUUGUGUCACUGCAGUGACCCAUCAUUAGCCCCCAGAGGUCCAUCCCAGGUGCACCACUGUCCCCAGGCAAGAGCUGGGUCCCCAGCCCAGGCACUGGGGCUGGGUCAGCCUACGUGGGACAGCAUUAGCAUUUCUUUUAUUUUGUCUCGCCCUGGUUUUACCUGUCCCACACUGUCUGGGAGUGCCCAGGAGAGCUGUCUUGGUCCUUGCCCCAGCUGCAGAGCUCUGGGCGUAUGCUCAACCCCUUAGCAGGAGCUGGACGUUACAUCAUCUGGAAUUGCUUUCCAGAUUAAAGGUGUCUCCACAUGCAUAGUGUCCUCAUUAUGCCAUUUCUAUGGCACAGAAAAGCCUCCAGCCCCUUUUCCUCCAUGUCACAGCCCCUUUCUCUCCGUUGGAGGGCCAUAACGCUGUCCUCCCUCCUGCCAGCCCUGGCCCUGUGCUCAGCCUGUCCUGCAAGCAGGCAGAGGAGAGGAGGCAGCACCUGAACCCGUGUAGGUCUUUCAGUGGUGGAGCCAGCAGCACAGGACAUGUCCAGUGCCCCAGUGCAGGUGGGUGAGAGAAGAGAGGUGACAUGGCAGAGGCAGGAGAGGUCAUAAUGGCACAUCAGCCACCCCUUGCGGUUGGCUGAACAUCUCAAGGUGUUGGCACUGGAGAAAUGCAUGCAUCUGGGCAGAGCCUGCAGCGUCCCCAUGCACAAUGGCAGGGGUGGGGAGACCUGCGGUCAUCUUCACUGCAGUCAUCUUCACUGUCCCCAUCUCUGUCUGUGGUCCCUGUGCCAAGAGAAGCUCUGCUCGGGGACCUGGGUACUUGGGUGAUCCCAGUGCUGGAAGCAGCAGGGGAUGUCCCAGCUGAGGAGGGAGCGAUGGUGAGGUUGGCGUGGCCAGCCCCGUUGGGAUGGACGCUGAUGUGGAUCGGUCACCCUGGGCAAGCUUGUUGAGGUGGCACAGAGGGAGCAGAUGGAGGGGUAAACCAUCAUCCUCAACCCCAUAAGGCUCCUGGUGGGAGCAGGCUGUGGUGACCUGCUCAGCCCUGGGAGUCUUUCUGCUGCCAGAAAUGCUGGCCACCUCUUUGAAGAAGAAAUUGGUCUCAGUUUCUCCUCACUUGGUGGAAGCUGAAUAUCAAAGCCGGUCUUCAGUGCGUGGGCUCGGAGGACAGUCACUGGAGGAGCACAGCCUCUGGGAUCACCCUCAAGGAUUUAUUCUGCUGGAUAGUCCCAGGAGUCAAAACACAGUUCCUGCCUCACCCCUCCACAUCCCAGAACAGGAAAGCCAGAUCUGUGUCCAUCCUAAGCUGCAUCCCUGGCACGGAUCCCUCUGUGCACUGUUGGACAAGAAAAGGAUCCUUCACCUGUUCCUCCGGGCACUGGAGGUAUUUCUGACAUGGCAGAGGUUCCAGCAUCCUUUGUCUCACUUAUUUCCAGCUUCUUUUCUCACUUACUUACUUUAAAGCUAAGUAGUGGUUGGACUUGCUGGAAAAUUUUGGUCUUUACA
Molecule: messenger RNA, 2553 nt
Organism: Athene cunicularia (burrowing owl)
Lineage: Eukaryota; Metazoa; Chordata; Aves; Strigiformes; Strigidae
Gene: SMIM33
Product: small integral membrane protein 33
Exons: 3
Coding region: 483-905 (140 amino acids)
Source: RefSeq, a predicted model, not a curated record